AUGCCGUCCAUUACCAGCGAAAAGUUUCUUGCUGUGGCUCUGGUCAUCAACAGGUCGCGCGACGGACCGGCCUUUGUUUUCCACUACCCGCCCGAUGUACAGCCCGUCACAAAUCAUCCGAAACAAACCACUGACGCCACCGCGACCGGCGCGGAGGAGGAUAUCCUGCUUGAGCGGCUGUCUCAGCCCCUGGGUCGAGAUGCUGCCGUCGCCAACGGAGCCAGCAAGCAUCGUCACCAUGAUGAUCACCUCAUGACCGAGGCUGGCUCCCAGGUGGUUCCGUGGGAGAGUGUGGCUGGUUUCCCCACACGAGAUCUGGCCAGCAUCCUCACACCAGCUCGUUCAUAUCACAAGAAGCUCUUCCAGCUGUCGCUCGAUCCCAUGCACUGCAUCUCCUACCCGAUCCAUGUUCCAGUGGACGGCAAGUGGAAGAGGAACAAAAAGUCCAGCAGGUCAAAACCGGCCAGACAAGCCGAGGAGCAACCAGCGCCGCCAUCCGAGACGGAGCCUCCCCCGUCGUCAGUCGUGACGUCCCCGGAACCGCCAAAGGACAAGGAUGGGAAAAGGGACGAAGCAGACGAAGAAAAGCGCAGUCCAAUGACAAUGUUCAACCUGGUGUUCAUCCUGAACCCGAACAAGAGCGAGGAUAAAGAGCUCGUAGACUCUCUGUACCACAACGUCGUCAAGAAAGUCAACAAGGCCUACAAGUACAGCCAGCAGCACUCCGAGUUUGUCUGGAAGGAAUCCAAGCGCAUAUUGCUCGCCAAGGACAGAGCGCGUGAAGACGAAACAAACAUGAGUGUCUUGUGGAAGGAGUUGUUGCAGACCUACUCUCUAGCGGCGUCCGUCCACGAUAUCUACGAAGCCGUCUCCCGGAACAAGAUUGCCACGCUUCACCUCGACACCCCGGCAGGCGUAUUGACCCCAUCAGUGCAGAUUCCAGCUCCCUUCUUCGUCUCCGACAUACCGCCACAGCACAACCACAACCAGCGUGGUCUCUGGCUCACCACGGCCAACUCGUUCCUAAGUCACGAGCAGCUUGAUGACCCCGAGUUUCUGGACAAGAAUUUUGCUCUGCUACUUCUCGACGAUGAGAAGAAAAUCAUAGCCGAGCUGCGCGCCGACAGGGACCCUACAACGGUAUCAAUGAUUGAGUUUGCCAGGCUAGCCAAGCCAACCGUGUCGUUCUACCAGGUCGGGCAAAGCGACGUCCUGACAGCCAGCCAAGUCCGUAAAUACGCGCAACACUUCAUCUUUUGGCGACGAGCCAUGGCCAUUCCACCCCUGCACGCUAGAGACGUCUACAUCGUUUCGCCAAACUGCAACCUCUCUCGCCUGCCGCAAGCCACGGCCGAAUGGCAACGAGCGUUCCCCUUGGCCCCUCCCUUGCCCAACUUUCUCUCGGAGCUAUCCUACGCCCCGCGACCGUUCAAGACGUUUUGCCCCAGCAAACCCCAUCGGCCGCUGUACUUGCGCAUGCUAGCGUGGCUUCUGCGAGGCGGGUGGGUGACGCAGCUCUGCACGUUUGCCUACGUCGUCGUGUGGCCCGAGAUCCUGUACGAGGUCGAGUACGAGAUGGAGGCCGAGGAACUUGCCGCGGCGGCAGACGAAGCACGCCGCCAACAUGACGGCGUCGUGUCCCAAAACGGCAGCAACACCUCUCCCGCUCGCCAGACUGCUCAGGACGGAGCAGCAAAGGGACGCGACGGAUCUCCCAAUUCCGCAGUCCCAGCCCCAGCCCCAGCCCCAGCCCCAGCCCCGUCCCCAGCGCAAACGGGGGAUCCGGCAUCAGGGCUGACCCCCAACGUCAAGGGCGAGCCUAGCCCCAGAUCGCCCGCUCCACCUUCCGCAACCACGGCCACGACGGCCACGGCCACGGCCACGGCCACAACCACGGCCACGACCACAACCACAUCUACGGUCGAGCACGUCGCCGAGAUGGCUCGCCUCGAACGCAUAGCCCUAAAGGCACACCGCGAGGCAGCCGACAAGGCCACCGCCCACGCCCGCAAACCCGCCCCCGUAGCCACCCUCCACCCCGCCGUCAACGACGCCGCCCAUCUCGCCGGCCUGACCCCCCACAUCAUCCUCGAUGCGAAAAAAGCCACGGGCAAGGAGUCGCGAUACCUGUCCGCGAUAGCGCAUCGCUUCCAGGACGGCAAGGUUCGAAACGCGUGGCAGCUCAUGUCCAAGUACUUCAACGGCCAGUGCGCGCUCGAGAGGAUCGCCUUGCAGGAAAAACUGAAGCGCAAGGAGGCUUGGACCCUGCUGACGUCCAUGAGUGAGUUCUUGCUGUGUACAAGGCACUGGUGA
Molecule: messenger RNA, 2313 nt
Organism: Ustilaginoidea virens
Lineage: Eukaryota; Fungi; Ascomycota; Sordariomycetes; Hypocreales; Clavicipitaceae
Exons: 3
Coding region: 1-2313 (770 amino acids)
Biological process (GO): cellular response to amino acid starvation; positive regulation of autophagy; negative regulation of TORC1 signaling
Cellular component (GO): GATOR1 complex
Source: RefSeq, a predicted model, not a curated record